AUGCUACGGUACAUGCACAGCGACUCGGUGCGAAGAAUACCGACCCUACUUUUCGCCUCCACGCCAUGUGUCGAUAACCCUGCUUCAGACGCGGCCUGCCAUCACGCUUGCGCCCUGAUAAUAAUAAGACUUCUAGUUGUGUAUUGUGUUUGCAUCGUGGGAAUUAGCAUUAUUAUGGAGAAAGUGGAGUCAGCCCUCGAUGUUUUAUCUCGUGCUGCGACAAUGGUUCAGCCCUGUCCAGCGUACCCAGCUAGUGAUACAGACAGUUUUGAAAGCCCCAGCACAGCGUCGAGUGGAGAGUCAGAAGGGGAUCGUACUCUUUCGCCUGAAGCGCCUCGCGACCAACCUAAAGAGUUAACCGGCAAGUGGCGACGCGAGCGACGAUCGACUCGUCUACCCGAAUACCGACCAAGGGAGAACGGCAAGAUGGCGUUACGGUCGCAGUCGUUUAAUGAGCGGCGGACUUCACCGGCGGUGACUCGAGCUACCACCACGCACAGUGACGGAGAGCUAUCAGAUGAGAUAGACGAUGUUACUAGAGCGCCGCCUCAGUACCCUGGGGUAAAACAUGAAGCACCAAUCGACAUGAGACUUCGCUCUCGGCCCGCUCCUCCACCUUACACACGACCCUCUGUUAUAAAGACAAAUGAUGCUCCACCUGGGUCACUAUCAAUGUGCGAUCCUGUUAUAGACGAACACUUCAGACGAUCUCUGGGAGAUAAUUACAUGAAUCUAUUCAAAAAGGACGCAACAGCUCCCAAGCCGAACACAAAAGACAGAGCCAGCAGUCCCAUACAGUUCAUUAUAGAGAAACCAACUAAAAUAAUAGCUAUGGAAGUUGAUGACGCGAGUAUGUCAGUGGACGAUCACUUCGCUAAAGCACUCGGCGAUACUUGGAAACAGAUACAGACGUCUAGAAACGAUAAAUCACAGACUUCCAAAGGCGUUGAUGACCACUUCAGCAAAGCUUUAGGUGAUACGUGGAAGAAGAUUCAGACGAAACACAAAACUGACGAAGAAAAGACCAAGGAUCAGACUAAAAUCAUCACGAGGAGCGGCGUCGUGAUAUAA
This is a messenger RNA of Danaus chrysippus (African queen), 1071 nucleotides long. The record is from the annotation of a GenBank genome assembly. Lineage: Eukaryota; Metazoa; Arthropoda; Insecta; Lepidoptera; Nymphalidae.